Macadamia integrifolia is the source of this 1304-nucleotide messenger RNA. RefSeq names its product glyoxylate/succinic semialdehyde reductase 2, chloroplastic. The transcript has 12 exons. Gene Ontology annotation, molecular function: NADP binding; glyoxylate reductase (NADPH) activity; NAD binding. The record is from RefSeq and is a predicted model, not a curated record. The coding region runs from base 140 to 1147 and encodes 335 amino acids. Gene Ontology annotation, cellular component: chloroplast. Lineage: Eukaryota; Viridiplantae; Streptophyta; Magnoliopsida; Proteales; Proteaceae.
UACCACUGCAUCUUAAGCUGAAGAGUAGAGUAGAUAAAAGAAAGACGAGGAGGGGAUGGCAACGGCAUUAGUGAAGACUAGCAGCACCUCUUCCUUCGCUUCCGUGAUUUUGAACCUAUCAACCUUCACUUAAACGACCAUGGCAAUGUGCUCUAGCUUCUGCCCUCAGAUUCCCAUCCAUCUGAAACGAAGAAGAUUUCCCACUAAACCCUUCUUAUCCGUUUGUACCAAGGUUUUUUCUUCUCAGACUUCGAAUGCAACAUCGAGAGUGAUUGAACAUCCAGCACAUGUUGGCUUCCUGGGUCUUGGAAUCAUGGGUUCUCCAAUGGCACAAAACCUUAUAAAAGCUGGAUGGGAUAUCACAGUCUGGAAUAGGACAAAGAGCAAGUGCGAUCCUCUCAUCAGUUUGGGGGCAAAAUAUAAAUCAUCUCCCGAGGAAGUUGCUGCAUCUUGUGAUGUCACAUUUGCGAUGCUUGCUGAUCCUGAAAGUGCAGUUGAAGUUGCCUGUGGAAAGCAUGGAGCUGCCAAUGGAAUGAGUCCAGGGAAAGGUUAUGUAGAUGUUUCCACAGUUGAUGAUGUCACUGCCAAGUUGAUAAGUAGACAUAUUAGAGCUACUGGGGCAUUAUAUUUAGAGGCUCCAGUUUCAGGCUCAAAAAAGCCUGCAGAAGAUGGGCAGUUAAUAUUUCUAACAGCAGGUGAUAAACCUCUAUAUGAAACUGUAGCUCCACUCUUAGACAUAAUGGGGAAGUCAAGGUUUUACCUUGGGGAUGUUGGAAAUGGAGCUGCAAUGAAACUUGUUGUUAACAUGAUCAUGGGAAGUAUGAUGGCUUCUUUUUCUGAAGGGUUACUUCUUGGUCAGAAAGUAGGACUGGACCCAGGUGUACUAGUUGAGGUAGUCUCACAGGGUGCCAUUAGUGCCCCAAUGUUCUUGACCAAAGGUCCUUCAAUGGUUCAAGCCAUGUAUCCAACUGCAUUUCCUUUGAAGCAUCAGCAAAAGGACCUAAGGCUUGCUUUAGGAUUGGCAGAAUCCGUUUCCCAGUCAACUCCAAUUGCAGCAGCAGCAAAUGAGCUGUACAAGGUAGCAAAAUCUCAAGGCCUCAGUGACGAGGAUUUCUCAGCAGUUAUCGAAGCUUUAAAGACAGAUUGAAAUCCCUCCUUGACAGAAUGAAUUCACUCUCUGUGGUACAUGUUCUUUGCUUACUGUAUGGCAUGUGAUGGAAGUUCAUGUUGUUUUUUGACUAUUCAUAUGGACACUGAAAUUUUUUUUGUACCUUAAUUGGGUUGUUAGUGGAAGGUUAUGUGCA